UGAGUUCCAUGGCCCAAAGGCUUGUGGGCAGGGGUGCUGGCCCAUCUCCAACCCAAGGACUCAAGAGCUCCUGAGAAGGACACAUUGAACCAGAAACACUCCAGGACGAGGGGCAGGAGGUGUUCCAGGAGGUCACACUCGGCUAUCCAGGAGGUCGAGGAAGCUCCCGGCCUGGCUCGGGUGCUAUUCCCGCCGCCAGGCCACCAUGGUCUUUGGCUGGCUGCUGCUUCUGGUGUUGGUUCUUUGCCCUGGUGGGACAGGCAUCAAGGACUGUGUCUUCUGUGAGCUGACUGAUUCCGCUCGGUGCCCGGGCACACACAUGCGCUGUGGGGAUGAUGAAGAUUGCUUCAUCGGCCACGGAGUAGCCCAGGGCGUGGGGCCCAUCAUCAACAAAGGUUGCGUGCACUCCACCAACUGCGGUCGUGAGGAGCCCAUCAGCUACAUGGGCCUGACAUACAGCCUCACCACCACCUGCUGUUCUGGCCACCUUUGCAAUGGGGGUGCUGGCCUUGCCACGGGGGCUACCAGCCUGUCACUGGGCCUGCAGCUGCUCCGGGGCCUGUUGCUGCUGCUUCAAUACUGGCCGUAAUCCACAGGAACUGCAGGGCCUGGGGCUGUGCCCCGUGGCCCUAUCUCCAUCCCUUUUCCCCAUUAAACGACCAGAGGUGCAGUCU
This is a messenger RNA of Rattus norvegicus (Norway rat), 674 nucleotides long. It is a transcript of the gene Spaca4, whose product is annotated as sperm acrosome associated 4. Gene Ontology annotation, biological process: binding of sperm to zona pellucida; fertilization. The transcript has a single exon. Gene Ontology annotation, cellular component: outer acrosomal membrane; plasma membrane; acrosomal vesicle. The record is from RefSeq and is marked provisional. The coding region runs from base 206 to 589 and encodes 127 amino acids. NCBI's taxonomy places the organism in Eukaryota, Metazoa, Chordata, Mammalia, Rodentia, Muridae.